AUGGAAAUCCCUUCAGAGAAGGAGGCAGACCUUGGUGCAGACCUUGGGGCAGAUUUCACAGCCAGUGAUACUUCCCUGGGCAAGAAAAAGCGCUCCAGCUCCGAGACCGCUGAAUACCCCCGACGACGGGCAACCAUAGCUUGUCAAAUAUGUCGGCUGCGCAAGACUCGGUGCAAUGGGGCUCGUCCUAAGUGUCAACUCUGCUCAGAUUUGAACGCAGAAUGUGUCUACCGAGAACCUGGCAUCAAACUAGAUGCCGGCGACAAGCUCAUUCUAGAUCAUUUGGCUAGAAUAGAGGGACUCCUGCAUUCAAGCUUGGCAGGUCAAGGAUCUCACCUCGCUUUGUCUUCGACUUCCCCGGCCACCAGCAAUGACACCAAUCUUGGCAGUGAGGAAACAUCAGCUAGGAUGUCUGGUGGACUGCAGGUGCCUGGUAGAUUGUCCGCUGUUGGACUCGGGUCCUGGGUCAACCCACCAGCCAGUACUAGUAUUUCUACGAUGCCCAAAAUGCACACUACUCCAGCUCUGCAUCUUCUGCAAUGGCCAUUGAUUCGGGACUUGGUAUCUGUGGCUUAUGAUCCACAGCACUUACUACAGCUAGAAAUGGCUCGCGAGCCACUGCGGAUGACACCAAACUCAGGGUUCGAUUUGACGAAUGCAUCCACAUAUGCCCAGGCCUUUUUCAACCAUGGCAAUGUUUGGUAUUCAUGUGUGAAUCCUUUUACAUGGAAUCGAUAUUAUCAGACUGCUCUCGCACAAGGCUUUCAAGAAGGACCGAUGAGCUGCCUUGUCUUGCUGGUCUUAGCCCUAGGAUGUGCCAGCCAUAGUGGUAGUAUCUCGUUCGUCCCACCAGAUCGUGAGCCACCAGGACUGCCCUAUUUUGCAGCCGCAUGGAGCCUGUUGCCAUCGGUCAUGAUGCGAAACACUGUGUUUUCAACACAGUGCAUGGUCUUAACAUCUGCCUACUUGUUCUACCUUGUGCGGCCUUUGGAGGCCUGGACUCUGCUGUCAAAUGUUAGCAUGAAACUGCAGCUGUUAUUUGGCAGUCCCAACCGAAUCCCUAACCAAUGGAGGGAGCUGAGUGUCAGAGUGUAUUGGAAUGCCCUAUUGUUUGAAAGUGACCUUCUCGCAGAAUUGGACCUUCCACACUCUGGUAUCGUUCAUUUCGAGGAGCGUGUGGACCUCCCCGGAGGAUUCGAAGAUGAAGAUGCAGAGGAUGAAGAUGACGAAGAGGAUGGCGACACAGACCAAGGCAAAGAAAGUCGGAUGAGCAGGUUUAGGGAGGAAGCUGCCGGGCGUGAGCAGCUUUGGUACUUUCUGGCAGAGAUCGCGCUGCGAAGACUCCUAAAUCGCGUCAGCCAUAUCAUCUACCAAAAAGACCGCACACAUACUCUUUCAUCCCUUGGCCCAAUUGUCUCCGAGCUCGAUUUCCAGCUGUCGCAAUGGUACGAGAGCCUGCCCGGUCCCGUGCAGUUCCCUCUUACACAGGCACCUCUUUCCAACCCGGUCCAAACAGUGCUGAGGCUUCGCUACAACGCAUGCCGUACAAUAAUCUACCGUCCUUAUAUCUUGGCGGUCUUUGAGAACGAACAAGCAGGGGCGGAUUCCGGGGUGAGAGAGUGUUGCCGGCGAUGCUUGGAUGCUACUCUUCGCCAACUGGAGCACAUUACCAGUCACCGCGAGGGCCACCUACCAUACCUAUGGCAGGGUGCGCUAUCAAUGGUAUCACAGACCCUGUUGAUCAUGGGUGCCACUAUGUCUCCGUCCCUCUCCACUCUACUUCCACCUGCACCAAGAAUGGAUUUCAUCAUCGCGGGUGUUGUAGGUGAGGUAGAGAGAUAUGCACAUUUAGCGCCGAGUUUGAAACUGUCUGCUGAUAUAAUCCGAGAUGCCGAGAGACGAAGGCAGAUUUGUCUUCGGUCCGCCGGUAUGUGUCUUUGA
Messenger RNA from Penicillium nucicola, 1941 nucleotides. RefSeq names its product Zn(II)2Cys6 transcription factor. Lineage: Eukaryota; Fungi; Ascomycota; Eurotiomycetes; Eurotiales; Aspergillaceae. Gene Ontology annotation, biological process: regulation of DNA-templated transcription. Gene Ontology annotation, molecular function: zinc ion binding; DNA-binding transcription factor activity, RNA polymerase II-specific. The transcript is spliced from 2 exons. The record is from RefSeq and is a predicted model, not a curated record. The coding region runs from base 1 to 1941 and encodes 646 amino acids.